Messenger RNA from Exophiala aquamarina CBS 119918, 852 nucleotides. Its product is annotated as formyltetrahydrofolate deformylase. The record is from RefSeq and is a predicted model, not a curated record. NCBI's taxonomy places the organism in Eukaryota, Fungi, Ascomycota, Eurotiomycetes, Chaetothyriales, Herpotrichiellaceae. Gene Ontology annotation, molecular function: formyltetrahydrofolate deformylase activity. Gene Ontology annotation, biological process: 'de novo' IMP biosynthetic process. The transcript has a single exon. Bases 1 to 852 code for a protein of 283 amino acids.
AUGGCCAACGACCACUACCUAACGCUAUCCUGCCCGGACAAACCAGGGAUCAUCCACGCAGUCACAGGGAUCUUCGCACGCCACAGCCUGAACAUCCUCGACCUGCAGCAAUUCUCCGACCGCACGUCGGAAAAGUUCUUCAUGAGGGUACACUUCGGGCCUGCGCCGGAAGCGGGUACCGAGUUCCUAGUUCCGGACUUCCAAGGCCUCGCAGCGGACUUGAAGAUGGACUACGAGCUACGCGCCGUGGCCUCGAAACCAAAGGUCCUGAUCAUGGUGUCCAAGAUCGGGCACUGCCUGAACGACCUCCUCUUCCGGCAGAAGACGGGGCAGCUCGCGAUCGACGUGCCCGUCAUCGUGUCCAACCACCCCGAGUUCGAGUCGUUGGCGAGAUCCUACGGCAUUGAAUUCCACCACCUGCCGGUCACCAAAGACACCAAGCUGGAGCAGGAAUCCCAGAUCCUGGAGUUGAUCCGGAGGCACUCGAUCGAGCUGGUCGUGCUGGCACGGUACAUGCAGGUUCUCUCGCCCGGCCUGUGCAGCGCCAUGUCCGGGAAGAUCAUCAACAUCCACCACUCGUUCCUGCCGUCGUUCAAGGGCGCCAAGCCCUACCACCAGGCCUUCGAGCGCGGCGUCAAGAUUAUCGGCGCCACCGCACAUUUCGUCACCGCCGACCUCGACGAGGGCCCGAUCAUCGAGCAGCGCGUCGCCCGCGUCGACCACAACCUCACGCCCAAGGAGCUCGUCGACGAGGGCAGCAAUGUCGAGAGCCAGGUCCUCGCCGCCGCCGUGAAGUGGUGGAGUGAGCGGAGGGUCUUCCUAAACGGCAGCAAGACCGUGGUGUUCAACUAG